This is a messenger RNA of Brugia malayi, 5301 nucleotides long. RefSeq lists its product as uncharacterized. The transcript is spliced from 35 exons. Gene Ontology annotation, cellular component: membrane. Lineage: Eukaryota; Metazoa; Nematoda; Chromadorea; Rhabditida; Onchocercidae. The record is from RefSeq and is a predicted model, not a curated record. Bases 1 to 5301 code for a protein of 1766 amino acids.
AUGAUUGGCAGCGACAGUAUGAUUAUUGGAAAAUAUUUCUUGUUGACACUGGUGCUACAGCUUGAUUACACCAUACGACACUGUUGGGCUACAGCUGAAGGAACUUUCGAUCUGAGCAUUGAAUUACCCUUUAUGGCUACUGCAUUUGUUCAAACAGGAAAUGAAUUACAUUAUUUUUCGGAUAUCGAAUAUCAUGAUUCAUUUGCUAAUAGUGCACCUUUAAAAAGCAGUGAUCAGAAUGCGGCAAUGCUUAAUAAUCAAUUACAAUUCACUCCCAAUGAAUUACAAUUUGAUGAACAGUCAUUGGGUGUGGCAAGACAGCAGGAAGUUCGGGUACACAAUCCAACUGCUUCAACUGUUCGUUUUGAUGCGAUUUCUGGUUCCACCGUCCAUUUUCAUUGCUCAUUUCCGGAACAUAAGACUGUGAAUCCUGGUGAGUCCACUACUUUCAGCGUAGUUUUUUUACCCCGGCAGGAAGGUUUAAUUGAAAAUAUCCUCAUUGUGCAUUCAUCACUCGGAUCAUUCACUUAUUCGGUCAAAGGUAAAGGCAAAGGAAGUGCUUAUCGAAUACGGCCGUUAGUUGGUGUUAAAAUACCUGUUAACGGAACACUUAUAUCACCAGUGCAGUUACACAAUCCACAUCCAACAAGGUUACGCGUUACCGAAAUAUACAGCAGUGAUGGUGAUUUACAUUUGGAACUUCCAGACAUUGCUCCUGAAACUCAUCAUCCAGUUUCAUUAUGGGAUAUUGCUCCAUAUGAAACGAAGACUGUAAUGAAUGCGAAACUACUUGGAGCACGGGAACGGAAUUCUAGUGCGUAUAUAAGAAUCAAAACUAAUCGAAAGAGACGUAAAGUGAUCGACAAAUCGUCAUCAAAGAUAUCAUUACAAACGAAUUUUGACGUGGAACACGUUGAAGAUACACUUAUUAUUCCUAUAGAGGUAGAAAUUACGAAGAAACGUGGAUUGUAUGCUACGGUAGAUUUGUUAGAUUUUGGUUUAAUUCGAUCCGGUGAUAAAUCUUCUGAAUUAAUGCUGGAAAUCGUUUCUACACUCGAAAAAGGCAUCGAAAUUGAGAGUCUUUAUUUGGAAGGCAAUGAAAAACCCAGCGGUAUUUAUAUGGAAUUCGCUUCGAAGCCACCAAUUUCCGUGAAAUGUGGAGCAAGGCAGCAACCUGGCGCAUCAAAAGCAAUAGCAAAAAUUAUAUUCGACACAAAAUUAUUGCGUAACAAUGAAGAAGGACCAAAGUUGGUUCGUUAUAAAGGAAGAAUUGUAGCUGAAAGUCGCGGUGGUACCUAUAAUAUUACCAUACCAUAUACAGCACAGGUUUAUUACGGUUCAAUAAGACCGAAAGUGGAAGAAACGGCUUUUCAUAGUCUUCUAAAGCCUCCUGUCACACGGAGUAUUUCAUUAACCAACGAUUUACCAUUUGGAGUUGCUGUAUGGAAAAUAACUUUAGAUAGAGAAGCACAGAGAUUUUUUAAAGCAAAGUUAAUUUCAAAUGUAAUAACUAUGGCUGCCGGCGAGACAAAAUCCGUCAUUUAUUUGCAGUACAUAAGAAAGGAAAAAGAUGGAUUCGCAACAUUUUUUAAUGUCUAUACCAAUGUUACGACAUUUCAAAUACCACUUGUUAUAUUCAGUGGGAAAUUGAAGAUAGUUUUGCACUCAUCGCAUCAGAAGGAAUUCAAUUUCGGUUUGAUUGAUGCUGGUGAUAGCCGUUCAAUCCAGUUUUCCAUAAUAAACGAAAAUCCGGUAACCAUUACUGUGAAGAAUUUAAAGAGAGCAUUACCAUCAAUAACGACAUUGUCAUUAUUGAGUAUACAAACUGGACAAAGCUUAAGCUCAAAUUUGACAGAUCUUAAGAAAUCAAAAUUGUCAGAAGUUUAUCGAGAGGGUGAAGAUUUUCGAUUAUUUGGUUCUAGUUUUGCGGUCUUCAGAUAUACUUUGAGAGCUCCAAAUGAUCGUGCCAUUUUGUUUGAUGAAUUUAUCAUUGAAACUGAUUUUGAAUAUUCUUCAUUCCCGGUGAAUUAUUCAGUUGGUCAAGGUACAGUAGUAGCUGUACCCGAAGAGCUCAUUUUUCCUGAUGCAUUUCCUGGACGUAUUAGCUCACAUUCAUUAAAGGUAUUUAGUACCUUUAAGGAAGAUAUGCGUGUUUUGCGAAUAUCAUCAUUAUUUGGUAGCCGAAAAAUAUUUUUUGAGGCGGCAAAUCCAGAAAGUACUCCCGUUAUCAAAACUAAAGCACUUUCUGAUCUCGGCCGUGUGCAUGUCAUGCCAAGUGUCAAUUGUACAGACGAUUGUUAUGUCGGUAUGCCUCUGCACACGGCCGAUGGACAGUGGUUUACAUAUGGCGUGAAAUUACCGCAGAAUUUGGCUGAAAUCGACUACUAUCUUUACAGCAGAUUACGACGAAAAUUUUUUGCGCUGCAAGCUGAAGGCAAAAAUUACAUAAAUGAAACUAUCAUUAUUGAUACCGAUAAGGUUAAGCAUUUGGAAGUGCCGCUGACCUCAAAGCUUGUUUGGCCAAAACUUUUAACUCGCACCGCUGUUCAUUUUCCUUUAACGGCUGUGGGAAAUUUUACCAUAGUGAACUUAACCUUAACAAAUCCAUCGUCGCUACCGGUUGCUGUGCAGUUAUUACCACUGGUCAUUUAUCCUGAUGCUGAUACGCUAAUUGAUUUUUUCCGGAGUGAGCUGGAUUCACCACUUACAGAACCAAUUGAAAUGAAUGAAACAUUAAUGUUUUCUUUACGAGAUACAGAACUAUUCACUUUAAAACCUGAUAGUCCAGUACCGAAAUUAAGGGAAGAAUUGGAAGACAUUCUUGGAAUACCGGUUCCAAAAUUUACCUUAUCAAUGUUGCUACAGCCAGGUAUGAAAGUACGUGUUCGUGUUGGAUUCUUACCUUCUGAUUAUAUUCUUCGUUCAUCGCUACUUCUGAUUCGCAAUAACUUAACGGUUCUGGAACCAGUUGUAUUAUAUGGCCGUGGAGCUCGUAUGGAUAUGCAAGUAGAAGGUCGUGCUGCAAGAACUCGCGAUCCAUUAACUUUUGAAAUACAGCCGCGUCAUCUUUCAGAUUGUCACAAUCCAAAACGUUUAACGCAUAAAUUUUUCACGACACUCACUGUAAAACGUUCCUUUACCGUCAUGAAUACUGGUGAAGUAGUAUUUACAGUCGUCAAUAUGAGUAUUAAUAAUGUUCCUUGUGAAAAUCGUGGCUUUCAUAUCCUGAACUGUCAUCCAUUUCGGCUUAAACCGAAUGAAACACACAUUUUAGAUAUCGCAUAUACACCUGAUUUUUUGAUGUCAUGGAAUGAAGCUGCGUUGCAAUUUUAUAUGCAUAUGAACGGGACAUCAUGGCUGUUCCCAAUGGGUGCAUCCAUACCACGACAUAUGCUAGCUAAAUGUCAUGCAGCUUUACCACGACCACCUUUUGAAAGUUUCAUGUACUAUUCCUGUAUAUCUGCUUUAAUAUUAUGCCUUAUAUGUACUAUUGCUUGUGCAUAUUUGGAAGGUGAUAGAACGGUUCUGUGUGGUAUAAGACAACAAUUUGGUCACAUACGACGGGUAGAUAUGAACACCAAUGAUAUGCGACGCACUCGUGAUAGAGGACUCUUUUCUCUGUCAAGAUUGAAACCAUCACCACCUCGUCGAUAUGUUUUGCAUUAUUCCGAAGAUUCUAAUUUGUUGAUACGUUCAUUCUGGCAAACAGCAAACAGUGUUUUAUGGUUAUUUUCAUUCGUAUGGCAAUUCCGUGGUGAUUAUACACGCGUGACAGUAAAACCGACAAGAACACGUCAAAAGAAAGCAUUGGUCAAAUGUCAUGCUGAUCCGACCUAUUCUACUAAAAGUGUAUCUUUAGAUAACAAUAAAUCAGCAUCGACACGAUCUGAUUCGUGCAGUACAACAACUAGCGGGUCCAGUUCAAUAGGGAAGCGAUAUGGCUGCAAAACUUCUGGUCUUUUACCAUAUUCAGUUGGACACACAAUGCCUAAUAGUAAUUCUCCGAAGAAUGUAUCGGUUAAUGGAGUGUGCAAAUCUACAAAGGAAAAAAUAAAUGCAGAAAAGGCAUCAUUUCUAAAAGCGAAAGAAACAAAAGAAAAUCGUUCAGAUUCAAGUAGAUUACGACCUAAAACUGUUGUGGAUGCUGCUGUUUCGUUGCCUUCAAGCACCCCUAACGGUUGUGUGAAAGAUACAGGUUUAGUCCCUAAUGAAAAUCGAAAUUCACGGGAUACUAAAAAACCGGAGAAGUCGCACAGUGUUGCUACUGUUCAGACUGAGGAUGUCAGCGUGAUUAGUUACGACUGGCUUUCGGUAAAUCGUGAGAAAGCUGUUGAUGAAAGAUCAGAAGCAGGAUUGAGUGACACAAGCGCUCCGCCAGAGUGGGUGGACGGUCCUGCUAUAACAAAUGAUGGAAAUAUUGACGAUGACUUUAAAGCAUUAGCCGAUGCUGCUGAACGUUUAUUCUUGUCGGAAAAAAAAGUACCUGCAGAACGGUUUUCAGUAUCUCCACCAUCAUCCGUGAAUACAUUACAUCAAAUUCAGUUAGAACAAAGAAAGGAUCAGCAAAGAAAACAAGAAAAUUUUUCUAGAAAUGAGGUUUUGGGUCCAGUUGGUUCUCAACGAAAUGAUAGCAGGCAAAGUGGUAAUCGGCCAAGUGCGUUUAUCGAGCAAUUACAGAGAGAACGAAAACUAGCUGAGAAUCAGUAUUUGAGAAAUAAAUGGUUAAAGGAGCAAAAAGAUGAAAUUUGGCCAGGUUUUAACCUUAGACUUCCUACACUAUCGGAAACUUUCUGCGAUCGUGAUUAUGAUAAGCAGGGAAAGAAUGAAAGUGUUUGGAAGGUUCCAUCGAUUUCUACCAAUAAUAAUUGGUCACCACCAGCAAGAAAUGAUUUUGCCCAGCAACCGCCAACUUCAAAUGAUGCAUGCAAUUAUCUUGCAGAAUCAGUUCGUGCGUUUAGGCUUAAUCCAGAAGCUCCACCAUUUGUUAUCGAAAAUUCAUCUCAUUCUCAUCCUCCAUCAACAAACUUAACAACAGUACCAGUUUUUCCAUCGCGUCAUCCAACAGCAUCAUGUCAACAAACAAGAUCGGAUCACAGAAUGCAUGAUCACAAUACUUUUAUUGAUGAUCCACUAGGAUUAUCUGGAAGUCUUUUUGGUGGUGGUUCGGCGAACAUUUGGGCCAGUGAUCCACGUUCAACAUCCGAAAUAAUAUCUGGGGAUAAUAGAUCCGAGAUUGAUCCGAAUUCUGUCUUUUGGGCUAAGAUGUUUGCAGCUGAUGAUAAGAGAGAGAAGUACUCAUAA